AUGUUCAAAGCCAGGUUAAUGGGGAGGUCGCUCUGCGGCCGCUCCUUGCUAGCUCCUCGAAUUGCUUCGACCAUGAGGAUCCAGCCGACUUUUGCCUUUGCACAAACCAGACUGUUUACUGCCGGUUUCCCGCGUUGGAACAAUGCGUUCCAGCCAAGUGAACGGGCAGUGGCGGCGCAAAAGAUCGAUUUACGAGCUAAACUACAGCCUUCGAAUCAGAAAAACGAGUCCAAGGAAUUUUCAAGGCUGUUCGAUCUAGCUCGGAAAGAGAAAGGUGCGCUGUCAAUUGCGUUUCUUCUGCUAAUUUUCACAUCUGGCAUAUCUCUGAGUCUGCCGUUUGUUAUCGGUAAAAUUCUGGACGCAGUCAACGACGAUAGCCAAGAGAAAGUUGUGCUUGGGGUUCCUAUGAAUUCCUUUUUGGCCGCUACAGCUGGUGUUUUCGUUGUUGGUGCCUUUGCCACUUAUUUCCGGAUCAUCACCAUGAGAGGCAUCGGAGAGCGGAUAGUUUGCAAGCUGCGGAGCCAUACGUUCCGGAACAUUGUCAAACAAGACGCAGAGUUUUUUGAUGCAAAUCGAACUGGUGAUCUUAUUUCUCGUCUGGGCACCGACGCCAACGUAGUUUCUCGAGCCGUUACCCAGAACAUGGCGGAUGGACUGCGCUCGCUUAUCGCCGCUGUAAUGGGUGCUACGAUGAUGAGCUAUAUCUCCUUGAAACUCACGGGAAUCAUUGCUAUUUGCUUACCACCGGUUUUGAUCGGAACGUUCUUAUAUGGUAGACGAGUGCGAACAAUCUCGCGAAAUUUCCAGCAUUCGCUGGGCCAGUUGACGCGGGUAGGUGAAGAACGUCUCAACAACGUCCGUACUGCCCAAUCGUUUGGCGGUGAGCGUCAGGAGAUUCAUUUGUACAACGAUCAGCUUCGAAAUGUGUUUUCAAUCGCUAUGCAGGAGGCUCGUGCCUCGGGCGUCUUCUAUGGCACUAUGGGUCUCACGGGAAAUAUUGUCAUUAUUGGCUUGUUGGCAGUGGGUGCAAACAUGGUAUCUUCAGGAGCACUGACGUUUGGUGCUUUGUCGAGCUUUAUCAUGUAUACAGCAUACGCUGGUAGCUCUGUUUCUGGCUUAGGAAACUUUUAUUCUGAACUCAUGAAAGGUGCGGGUGCUGCCUCUCGAUUAUUUGAAAUUGAAGACCGUAAACCACUGAUCUCCUCCACAAAAGGCGAACUGGUAAAAUCUCCAUACGGAGACAUCACGUUCGAUCAUGUCGGAUUUGCAUACCCCACCCGACCGGCUGUCAAAAUAUUCAAUGAUCUUAACUUUACCAUCAAGGGGGGCAGCAACGUGUGUUUUGUUGGGCCCUCUGGCGGAGGCAAAUCCACCAUUACUUCGAUGCUGCUGAGGUUUUACGACCCGCAGUCCGGUUUCAUUUCCAUCGGCGGUCAAAAACUUGCAGAUAUGAGCCCUUAUUCUCUGAGGAGCCACGUUGGUGUCGUGUCCCAAGAGCCUGUACUUUUUAAUGCAACAGUUGCUGAAAACAUUUGGUACGCCAAGCCCGAAGCCACUAAAGAAGAUGUCUAUGAGGCCGCACGGUUAGCCAAUUGUACAUUUUUAGCUGAUUUUCCUGAUGGAAUUGAAACGGCGGUUGGACCCCGAGGUACUCAGUUGAGCGGAGGCCAGAAACAACGCAUUGCGAUUGCCCGAGCUUUAAUUUCCAAGCCGGCCAUUUUGGUGCUUGAUGAAGCAACUUCCGCUUUAGACACAGAAUCUGAAAGACUCGUCAACGAGGCGCUGCAGAACUUGAUUGCGUCGUCCUCGACGACCAUUUCGAUUGCGCACAGACUAUCUACUAUUGCUCAGUCUGAAGAGGUAAUUGUUCUUGGAGAGGGCCGUGUUCUUGAACAUGGCAAGUUCCGCGAUCUCUACGCCAACCCCAACAGCGCACUUUGCGAUCUUUUGCACCGCCGCACCUCGCGGCUUGACGACGACGGGCCACCUUCGCCUACUCCUCAGCAGAUCAACGAGGCCCUCGAUAGAGAACUUGCUGAGACGCUCGACAGAGAACUUGCUGAGAAGGAAGAAGAUGAAAAGCUGUUAUGA
Wickerhamiella sorbophila is the source of this 2091-nucleotide messenger RNA. RefSeq names its product ATP-dependent permease MDL1, mitochondrial. Gene Ontology annotation, cellular component: membrane. The record is from RefSeq and is a predicted model, not a curated record. The coding region runs from base 1 to 2091 and encodes 696 amino acids. The transcript has a single exon. Gene Ontology annotation, molecular function: ATP hydrolysis activity; ABC-type oligopeptide transporter activity; ATP binding. Gene Ontology annotation, biological process: transmembrane transport. Lineage: Eukaryota; Fungi; Ascomycota; Dipodascomycetes; Dipodascales; Trichomonascaceae.